Molecule: messenger RNA, 2370 nt
Organism: Tuber melanosporum (Perigord truffle)
Lineage: Eukaryota; Fungi; Ascomycota; Pezizomycetes; Pezizales; Tuberaceae
Exons: 6
Coding region: 177-1706 (509 amino acids)
Cellular component (GO): nucleus
Source: RefSeq, a predicted model, not a curated record
CACUUUCUGCCAUCGACACGACCUCCCAACCUAAAGUUGCUUUCUCACAGGGUCAGCCAGCUUGAUUUCACUAAUUUGUCAUAAUACAGCAGUAUCCGUCUAAUUAACCAUCCCAUCCCGUUCUCCUUUCCAAACUGCCAUCCCCAAAUAAUCGACAAACAUAAAACAUUGACACCAUGUCUGCACCACCAUGGCGAUCAGGUGGUACUAACGGAAACAAUCGAAAUGGUGCGUUUCACUCUGUUAAUUCUCGCAAGACACUCUCUGGUCGCCCCAUUCACCAUGACGGCACUCAGACUCUUACUCAAAACCCAGCCCCUGAACAAACUCCAAAGACUCAGUUCCCAGACAAGUUGAAGGAUUAUGUUGCCCGAACUUUCGAAGAUUGCCCACCGGACGAGAAGGCUGCUGUCGAGUUAGAGCUCAAGAGAAUAAUUACAGAUGCCUUUAAUGAGAAGGUUGUUUGGAGUUUGGAAUGGGAUAAGAUGCCGCUUCCACAAACAAUACUAGCAAGGAAGAAGGUGACUGCAAAGGAGGAGCAAACAACAAAGACACUUUCUAUGAAUCGAGUCAGUAACGAAACCAAGGCGUCUCCAGCUUCCCCCUUCAUCCGAAAGCCUAAUUACAGUAAUGUCAUGGACGUGGACUAUCCUGGAAGAAAGCGCAAAAGUGCCGGCUCUAGUGAAGAAUUAACACCCCCAACCCCAGACAGAUUCGAAGAGAGGUUUGACAAGCGACCUCGUCAGGGUGACAAAUUCCUCCCAACAUCGGGUAAACUAAGUCAACGUGAAAAGGAUAAGCGUGCGAAACGGUUUGAGGAUGAAAGGCGUGAAUAUUUGCCCGACUCGGCCACCCCGGAAGUUCCAGAUAACAAGAAGCCCUUGAUUGGUCGUUGCAUGGAUUUAGAGAAACGAUAUUUUCGUCUUACUUCAGCCCCCAACCCAGAUCAUGUGCGCCCAUUACAUGUGCUUGAGAAGACUCUGGAAAUGCUCAAGCGCAAAUGGAGAUCAGAAGCAAACUAUUCAUAUAUUUGCGACCAGUUCAAGUCACUUCGACAAGACCUAACAGUUCAGCACAUCAAAAACGACUUUGUUGUUACCGUUUACGAAAUUCAUGCGCGGAUAGCUUUGGAAAAGGGUGACUUGGGUGAGUAUAAUCAGUGUCAGACCCAGCUCCAUUCGCUUUAUCGUGAAGGCUUUAAAGGUCAUGAGGAGGAAUUCAAGGCGUAUCGUAUUCUCUACCUUAUUCACACAUGCAAUCGGGCCGACAUGAACGAGCUCUUAGCAAAUUUAACCCCUGCAGACAAAGAAGUAAAAGCCAUUAAGCAUGCACUAGAGGUCCGUUCAGUGCUAGCUGCUGGAAAUUUUCACAGAUUUUUCAGACUUUAUUUGGAGGCACCAGCCAUGGGAGGAUACCUCAUGGAUUCCUUCGUGGCCCGCGAGAGAAAGGCUGCUAUGUGCAUGAUAUGUAAAGGUUACCGCCCCGAUAUUGAUAUUAGAUUUUUGACUGAGGAGCUCGGGUUUGAGAGCGAUACCGACUGCGUCAACUUUCUCUGCGAAAACGAGGCUGCGGAUCUGAUUGAGCAGAAGUCGGGUGAUAAGGGGGUUCCCAACUCGAUCCGCUUCCAGACAGCGAAAGCACUCCCACUCUUCGAACGAGCAAAAAAAGCUGCGUUUAGUAAGGUUGAUAUCAAGGGUCAACUAUAACAGUGAAAUAAUUCGCCAAUCCUUUACUAAAUCUCAUUUCCCUAUCUACCAAAUAUCUCUUUAUCGAGCCUCAAAUACCCUUUCUUCGCAAACGUAUUCCCCUUUUUUGAGACAGCGACAACAACAGUAGAAGAGCCAUGGGAGAUGAUGGGUGUGAGCAGGCGAGCGAGAAAACGAACCAAUAGAGGAUAUUCGAAAGACAAGGAUAAAAUAUUGGUGAAAAAACAAAACACAAAACACAAAAAACAAGCAGAAGGAGGACAUCGGAGCUCUAAGUCGUUCGUUCGUUCUUUUGUUCCGUCAAUCAGUCACUUGCUCUCGUCGGUUUUUCGCGCAUCCUCCCCCUCCCUCCGUCGCUUUUCAUCUCUCGGCCUUCGGUCGGUAAAUUCUUUUUUUUUUACAUUUCCGUUUCCUCAUUUUCGCAUGUUCGCAUCGCAUGCGAGGUCAGUCGACAACUGGGUCGGAAUGGAAGGGCGUUUUGGCUUUCUUUGUGUGUAAGGGCGGUUGCUAUUUUUUUUUCUUUCCUACCUCUUUCCCACCCUUUUUCCCUCUUUUGCUUCUGAUUCUUCCUUCUUGCUGUAUAGUUUGUAUGAUACACCAUUGGCCUUUUUUUUUCUGCAAGUUCUGAUAAUUUACAUAAAUUUACCAUUGAAUCCUGAGUAAA